GGACUGGGCUGGGGGCAGCGCUCUGUCACCCGGCCUGCAGAGGUGGGACUGGGCUGGGGAGGCGCUCCGUCACCCGGCCUGCAGAGGUGGGACUGGGCUGGGGAGGCGCUCCGUCACCCGGCCUGCAGAGGUGGGACUGGGCUGGGGAGGCGCUCCGUCACACGGCCUGCAGGGGUGGGACUGGGCUGGGGCGGCGCUCCAUCACCCGGCCUGCAGUCCCCUGGGUCACGCCCACAUAGCCGCCUCCCCACUGGCAGACAUCUGAGGCUCACCUGAGCGCAGGUGCUCCUAAGGGGGCUUCUGGGCGUGCACCUGCGGGGCCCGAGUGGCUGCCCUCACACCAAACGCAAGGGCCGGGACGCAAACCCCGGUGAGUGUUUGACAGAGGUCGACUCCCGGGAAACAUCACGCCAGGUGAACCUCCCCCACACCGGGGCUCUGCCUGGGAGCAGUGGGGGCCACUGCCUGGCGCAGGCUUCCCCGAGCUGAUGCAGCCGACCGCAAGCCUCACCAGCGGGACAGCGCCUCCUGCUGGUUGUGUCUGGGCCCGCACCCGCCCCUGCUACACACCACAGCUGACCUCACGCCCCUGUCUGACAGCAAAGCGGCACACGUGGACCGCCAGAACAGGAGGGCCGAGCACCCCCGGGGACGGGAAUCAGUCCCCUCUGCACAGCGGGCUCGGUGGGAACUCAAGGCCAGGGCCCACCAGGCCCAGCCUGCCCUCCCCACCCUCCCACGCAGAAGGCCCCGCCCCAGAACCUGGGCCGCAGGCUGGGGCGGGUGUCGCCCCACACCUCAGGGCUGCUCUCCCCUCAGCCGCCCCAGGUGAUCCAAAACCUCCAGGGUGCAGGACGCAGAGCAGUGUGGGGGAGGGGCAGGCACAAGGGGCACCUUGCAGCCCAAGGCGACAGCCUGCAGGGCACACCGGGCCCUCCUCCUGCGUCCAGGCCCACACAGGGCGCCCAGCUCCUGCAGGAGGACGUCUGGGAGGGAGCGGCUCUCUGGCCCUUGGGGAAGUCACAGAUGCACCACAGACAGGACUGUUGCCACCAAAUCCCCCCGCUGACCAGCUGGCUGUGCACACGGCACCACACUCGCUCCCACCCUGCAUCAGCACAGUCGGUCAGGGGCCCGGGGGGCACCGGAGGACAGAGCGAGCCCUGCACACGCACGCACACACACGCACACACCAGUGCCCUGCACACGCACACAUGCACGCCCACAUGCUCCAGUGCCCCCCCACACCAGUGCCCCCACACAUACACAUGCACGCCCACAUGCUCCAGUGCCCCCCCACACCAGUGCCCCCACACAUACACAUGCACGCCCACAUGCUCCAGUGCCCCCCCACACACACACACCAGUGCCCCCACACGCAUGCACACACACACACAGCACCUGCACCCAUUCACACAGGAGCCCUCCUAGACGCUCGCACAGAGCUCUGGCCCCGACUGCCCCGGGCAGGUCCCCCAACCCAGCAGGCCUGUGAGGGUCCUGGGCAGACUCAGGGCGGCCGCCUUCGGUUUCUGGACUCAGCUGCGUGAGCUCCAUUUUGACAGCACUGGGAGGCCCCUACGGUGACACUGCUCAGACAGCCACAGGCCAUGGCCAUGAGGACAGAGGGGACACGGACAGCGGGUGCCCCGGCUCCGGGGGACGGGAGCCACAGCGAGAGGCCCCAGACGAGGGUGGGCUACGAGGGAAACUCGAUGACCAAGCGUCCAGUCCCCUUAGGGAGGAGCCCAGGCCUCAGGGAGGGGUCGGGACACAGAACAGCCAGGCUUACCUGCGCGCCCCUGGAGUAGGACCUGAAGAUGGUGCAGAACCUGCCCUGGCCCGACGUGUCCCUGAAACACACGGGGGCAGUCAGCAGGGGAGUCCCCGCCCGGCCCUGCGCCUCUGGAGACCCCAGCGAGGGGAGAGGGCCGGGACGACGUGGGACGCAGCCUCUGGCCGUCAGGACACAGGGCCACGAGGAGACGCGGCCGCGCCCGCGGGGCCCACGCACCACAGCUCCAGCUUGACGCGCCGCCCGUCCAGCAGGAUGGUGGUGGUCUUGUAGUCGAUGCCUGCAGCGACAGGGGAACGGGGGCCCGUCAGGGCUGGGGCCGGGCAGCGCCCUCACUCCCGGCUUGGGGAGCGGGCACCGGGGCUCCCGGGGGCCACGCUCCUUCCCGCCGGCCCUGCCUCCUGAGAACCCUGAAGCCAACCGGAGGCUGCAGCUGCUGGAGCUCCCACAGGGCACGGGGCUUCCACCGCCCUGGCUCUGCCGAGCGCCUUCCGCGAGCCGGCUCACACCCCCAGGGGGAGGGUCGGCACGCGGGCACACGGCCCCGGCCUCCUGAGCCUCGGCCGCUGGUCUGAGACGCGCCCGAGGGGGCCAGGCACAGAGGUUUUUCUGAACAUGGGUGUCGCUCCUACAGAGAAUGCGUGUGUGACUGUGUCUGCGUGUGAGUGCGUCUAUGUGCAUCUGUGUGUGUGUCAGUGUGUGUCUGCCUGUGUCUCUGUAUCUAUGUGCACACAUGUGCACCUGUGUGUCUGUACAUGCGUGCAUCUGUGUGCACACGUGUCUGCCUGUGUCCCUGUAUCUAUGUGCACACAUGUGCAUCUGUGUGUACAUGCGUGCAUCUAUGUGCACAGUGUCUGCCUGUGUCUCUGUAUCUAUGUGCACACAUGUGCACCUGUGUGUCUGUACAUGCGUGCAUCUGUGUGUCAGUGUGUGUCUGCCUGUGUCUCUGUAUCUAUGUGCACACAUGUGCAUAUGUGUGUCUGUACAUGUGUGCAUCUGUGUGUCAGUGUGUGUCUGCCUGUGUCUCUGUAUCUAUGUGCACACAUGUGCAUCUGUGUGUCUGUACAUGCGUGCAUCUGUGUGCACACGUGUCUGCCUGUGUCCCUGUAUCUAUGUGCACACAUGUGCACCUGUGUGUACAUGCGUGCAUCUGUGUGUCAGUGUGUGUCUGCCUGUGUCUGAGUGUGCAGCAGCUGAGCGGCCGUGCACGCUGCCCUCACGCUGGGGCACUGCGCCUGGCUCAGAUGUGGAAGGCGCCAUCGACAGUGACACGCAAGCCCCAGAAUGAAAACAGUGUUUGCACAUCCCUGCCUCUCUGAGGGUCAGCAGUCCAACCUGUGAAGAGGUCCUGCACCCCAACAGAAAAGCAGACAGCCUGAUGAGAAAGGUGCCAAGCCCCUGCACGGAGCCUCCUAGAGGACACCAGGUCCUCCGGAAACCCAAAGCCACACCCGGGAGACAACAGGGACAGAGAAAGCUGCGGCCCUCGUCCCUGCACCAGCAGGACCCGGAUGGGGGUUGCCCUGCCCCCCAGGCCGCCCCAGAUGGUGCUGCCAUGAGCCCUGGCAGGGAGGCAGGGGCACCCCCUACUGGAGAGGAGCGGGAGCCUCCUCGAAUUUGUCCCCAACCAACCCGAGCAUCAGGAGCGCUGUGAUGACGCCUCGUCCUGUAGCCACUGUCAGGUGCUGUCCCCGGCCCCGAGUACCGUCCCGGGCUCCGAGUACCUUCCCCUGCUCCGAGUACCAUCCCAGGCUCCGAGUACCGUCCCGGGCCCCGAGUACCGUCCCGGGCCUCGAGUACCGUCCUUGGCCCCAGCCCCGAGUACCAUCCCAGGCCCCGGCCCCAAGUACCUCCCGGGCCCCAAGUACUGUCCCCGGCUCCGAGUACCGUCCCGGGCCCCGAGUACCGUCCCUGGCCCCGAGUACCGGCCCCGGCUCCGAGUACUGUCCAGGGCUCUGAGUACCGUCCCAGCCCCGAGCACUGUUGUUAGCUGAGUACCCCUGAGCUGAGCUCCAAGCACUAGUUCCAAGCAUGGCCAGCUCUGGGCAUCAUCCACACCUGGCAGGAAAGGAUGGGCCCUCCGAUGCAGCAUGGAGGACGGCGGAGGCGGGAGACCGCAGCAGCCGGCAGGCGGGCACCCGGCCCCCAGGGCGACCCGUGACUGCUUCCUUCCAGCUAACCCAUCCUCCAUGGAGAGCAGCAAUGACCCCUCAGUGCCCACCCGCACGGCUACAGAGGCCUGGCCCCGAGCCAGCGGCUCCAGCCGAGGACUGAACACAGCUGGCCAAGCCCCUCCGGGCCCCACGGCCCCUCCUCCUUUCUCCCAGUAAACCUCUUCUCCCGCGAUCCCAGGAGGCCGACACCACCAGCACCACGCGUGAGGAGAGCUCGCCCUCCGCCCCUCCCUCUCAGCACAGGGAGAUGGCUCACAAGGGCCACUCGCGUCAACUUCCCGGAAGGAAGAGCUUGGUUUUGACACUGACCGGUGACCACAGCCUGGUCCCGUGCAGUCUCCAGGGAGGCACAGGAGGAAGACUGGAUGCGGGGCUGCCCGCGCCCGCACACUGGCACCCGGGUCGUCUCUGCCGCUCACACGGACGGCCAGACGGGGUACUGCUCGCAGCUCCAGAUCACACCCUGGCACAGGUGCUGCGGAGUCGGGGAGGGAAGUGUCCACCGUGCCCCUAGGGGCCGCAGGGGAACCAGCUGAGUCCAGACGCCCCGAGAGGCCCCUCCCAGCUUUAUUUCAGAGAUGAAGCAGCACUGCCGGUGCGGCAGGGCAAGCCGUGCCUUGCUACGCUGGCAUCCGGCAGGAGAGCGCUGCGUCCCGUCCCGCUGCUCCACUUCCGACCCAGCUCCCUGCUGGGGCCUGGGAAAGCCGCAGACGGCGGCCCAGCUGCUUGGGCCCUGCACCCACGGGGGAGACCCGGGUGGAGCUCCUGGCCCCAGCCCGGCCCAGACCUGGCUUUUGUGGCCAUUUGGGGAGUGACCCAAAGGAUGGAAGAUCUUUCUCUGUCUCUCCCUCUCUGACACUCUGCCUUCCAAAUAAAUUAAUCAACUUAAAAAGAACGAA
Messenger RNA from Oryctolagus cuniculus (rabbit), 4868 nucleotides. The record is from RefSeq and is a predicted model, not a curated record. NCBI's taxonomy places the organism in Eukaryota, Metazoa, Chordata, Mammalia, Lagomorpha, Leporidae.